Molecule: messenger RNA, 1378 nt
Organism: Phytophthora nicotianae INRA-310
Lineage: Eukaryota; Oomycota; Peronosporomycetes; Peronosporales; Peronosporaceae
Exons: 1
Coding region: 52-1314 (420 amino acids)
Source: RefSeq, a predicted model, not a curated record
AUCCUGCCGUUUUACGCAGUACAGUAGCACGGUACCGUCAGUUGUAGUAGCAUGCCGUCGAUUGGUGCGCAUUACCACCUUCCAACGCCGUCCACCAGGGCUUUCCCGAGCUCGUUUCGGCCCCAAGACAACACCGAAGAUGACUAUGAAGCCUACGGUGCCGAUCGCCACGCCGCCGCGGCGCUGAGAGGCCUUGUCGUUCGCUCGAAAGAUGAAAAUGCCAAGACAGAACCUCAAAUUUCGUCCCCCGACGUUGAAAUGGUGGCCAAACCUGCUAAAAAGAAGCGAAUCUACAAGAAACGGAAGGCCACACACACGAUUCGCAAAGAGGAGAUGCAGACGCUCGAAAAGGAGAUUGAAAUGCUGCAAAAAGAACUGGAAAUGCUGAAAUUAAAGACCAUGGUGGAACAAGGCGACGAGUCCCAAUCCGACAAGAAGCGCAGAGCUAAAACUGCAGUUCUAAGAGAGGCAGUCCAAGAGCAGCACUUGGUACUAGCCAGAGCGCAGGCGAUGGUAGCAGGCCACUCGCAACAGUGUUUGUAUCGCGUCCAUCCGACAGAGAUGAGAAUUUGUCUUGGAAGAGAUAAAGACGACAGAAUGAGGACGUUAAGUGCCUUGAGAGGACCUAAACUGAACGAAGCUAGGCGAUUUUUAAUGGAAAGGAUGCAGGGCUUGAGUCCUACAGCCCCGUAUUUCCAGGAAGAACGGUACGAUACUAUGGACGGGGAUUACUGCAUUGCACGGUUCGAUGUGACCCCAUUCAGAGGAGCCAAAGGAGGGGUACAGGAAGUGUUUGCAGCAUUGCAACAAGCUGUGUUUAAUGCCGAGAUCAUUAUUUCCGAGUCGUCGGGGAAUAUUACUAUUCGGGAGGAUGAUGAACUGGGAGACGAGAAUUUAUCACACAUGCGCUUUGUGUCACAAAGUUCCUUGGGCAUACAACUUGAGACAAACCUCGUGUUGUUCUCGGACUGCGCACAGUAUCAAACAGAAGACACUCGAUUCGCUGAAAAUGGUCGAUACGCGAUCAUGGCGUCGGAUUUUGUGGAUCAAGACGAGAGAUACCCGUACAGGCCGAAUGAACGCAUUAGACGGGACUCCACGACUGUCACGAUGGUCACGUCGUAUCGAGAUAGUAAAGGGGGUGAAGAUGAGCUUGUGGUGGUUGUCACGCGAUGGGCGCUGAACAUUGUGAGACAUCCUGCUAUGACGGUAUCUGGUCAGGUAUUGGAUGAACUGCGGAAUUCUCACGUACGGUGGGCGGACUUGAUGUUUAAUUGCGUACGUCAAGCGCUCGGACUGCCGAUAGCGCAAUAGAGUGUGGAGCUGCAAGAUUCCGCGUAAUAGCGACUUCAAAAGCGACUAACAUCAAUAGAGUUCC